This is a messenger RNA of Penicillium verrucosum, 1854 nucleotides long. RefSeq names its product Glucose-methanol-choline oxidoreductase N-terminal. The record is from RefSeq and is a predicted model, not a curated record. NCBI's taxonomy places the organism in Eukaryota, Fungi, Ascomycota, Eurotiomycetes, Eurotiales, Aspergillaceae. The transcript is spliced from 6 exons. Bases 1 to 1854 code for a protein of 617 amino acids.
AUGGAGGCUAUUGGGGCAGCUUCCGCCAUCCUGGCAAUUGCAACGGCCGGAGUACAAUGCUCUGUGAAGCUUGUGACUUUUGCAGGACAGGUCAAGACAUCGCCGGAACAUAUUACAAAGGUCGCCGAAGACGUCUCCUUGAAUGCCAGCAUUCUACAGCAACUGGGUGAAUUAGCUGAGGCGAGUGUAGAAAAGGAACACCCAGCAUCAGACGGCAACAAUACUACCGACAACAAUGUGAGCCCGGUUGCCGAUAUCAAGACGACAAUAUCGAAACAGAGUAUCUUCAACACAGCUGGACUGGAAACGGUUAUAAAGUUGGCAAAAAAAUGCGAAGGAAUCUUCCAGUCGCUGGACCAGUCCCUAGGCAAAGCAAGCAAGCAUUUGUAUGCGACAUCUAGGAUAUCGGACAAGGUCAAACUCAGUCGGACAGAGAUGUUCAAAUGGCCAUUCCUACUCCCGGGGAUAGAUACGAUGCGGACAGAGCUUAGAGAUGUCAAGGGAACUUUGCUGUUGAUGCUUCAGGUCGCUAUGCUGGCUUAUUCGAGACGGAUGAUGGGGGAUACUAUUCAGCGUACCACGGCUAUUGUUGCCUACUCCAGAGAGGAUCAGGACUUGCUGGUUCGGUCUAUUGUUGCGGCGCAGAAAUCCCAACAACCAUUAGAAAAAGAGCAAACGCAGUUCUCCCAAGUCUCGCUUCACUCUAAACAAGGCCCGCCCACAAUGGAUCCUGGAUUAAAUGGCACAGCGGCCAGUGCUCGAAAGGACCCAGACAUCAGCCUAGAGAGCAAUGUCGACGAUGAAGCAUCAAGGCAAUCAUCAGACUCUCAGUGCCAAACAUUUUCACCAUCGCGCAUAUUCAGCAUCAAUCUCAUCUCCCCGAGCGCGUCCAUCACAAACCAUCAAAUACACGUCAAGUACGAUGUCCGCAGUAUCAAACUCCCGGAUUCGAUGAUCCAAUCCCAGCUCUCAGAGUGGAAGAGAUCUUUAGGCACGACCGUGCUAGACCAGCUGGCUGCUCUAGAUAACAGUGAGUAUGACGCAUUAGAUGCCACGGAGAAUCACAGCGAAAAGACGUUGGAGUGGAUCCAGUUCGGCGAAUACCGGACCAUCCUUCAAGGCAUUGGAAUUGGACAUCUCAAGGCCAGGACCCUUACUGUGAUCAUGAGCGGGGUACCUCGGCCGACCUCACUGUUCGAAAAGAAAAGGAAAGAAUGGAAAAGGGAAGAAAAGAAAAGGGAAGACGAAGAGGAGGAAAGGGUAACGUGGAUUAAGGUUCAUCGAGAGCAUAUCCUUCCGGACACACUGAUAGAAUAUGGCCUGCCCUGGGAUUGGGAUGAGCAUGAUACCAACUACAUCGUCAUCAAGAAAUGGAUCACCGAGGAUUUGCAAGAAGAGUUAUAUGUUCAUACAAGAUGGUUACGGGAGAGUGAAGCGGUAACAAAGGCCUCAUCCACUACCACCGAGUUGAAGGUCGAACGAAAAGAGCAUAUGUAUCUCAUUCGCAAAAAGGAUUCAGCCGCACGCAGCAUAUCAGAGAUCGGACCAAGCAUACCCCUUAUCAACAGAGGAAAGCAAGAACAAGGCGGCAUGGAACAGACCCCAGAUGACGAGGAGGACGCCGAUAUGAAGGACGAGGAUAUGCGGCAGCGACUUCGCAGCGACUUUGACUACAAGGAGGAUGUCGAGGAGAUACUUAAUUGGAAGAGAGCGGAUGAGGGGAAUAGAGACAUGGGGGAGAAGCGUCAACGGGCCGAAAAGGAAACAGAUAACUACGAGGAUGAUGAGACCUUGUCAGAGAGCGAUGAUGCAGAAGGCAUUGUUGAUGCUCUGUUGGCAAGAUAUACUGUGUAG